Messenger RNA from Osmerus eperlanus (European smelt), 837 nucleotides. RefSeq names its product collagen alpha-1(XIX) chain-like. Lineage: Eukaryota; Metazoa; Chordata; Actinopteri; Osmeriformes; Osmeridae. The record is from RefSeq and is a predicted model, not a curated record. The transcript is spliced from 9 exons. Bases 428 to 799 code for a protein of 123 amino acids.
GAUCCUGUGUGUGAUUGGCUGAUGCUAUUCUGUAUGUAAUUGGAUGGUGUGAUCCUGUGUGUGAUUGGCAGGGGAAGCCGGGAGUCGAUGAGAGGCAGGGAUUCCUGGAGACCCGGGAGAGAGAGGGCCCCUGGGGGAGACUGGCUUCCCAGGCCCCGAAGGACCCCAAGGCACUCCGGGGAGAGCUGGGAAAGAUGGCAUACCUGGAUAUGAGGGAGCUACAGGAAGACCAGGAGAGAGGGGAUCCAAAGGAGAACGGGGAGACCCAGGGAUCGCUGGGGAGAGGGGCGUCCAGGGCGAGAGGGGCGUCCAGGGGGAGAGGGGCUGGGCAGGAGAGCCAGGCCCGGUGGGGCCUCAGGGGUACAGAGGAGACCCCGGGCCCCCUGGCCCCCUCUCCACAUCCAGCCUCCUGAGUGAUGCCAAUUCUAUGGAGGAAAUAAAAAUGUUUAUCCGAAGUGAAGUGCUGAGGGUGUUUGAAGAGAGGCUGUCUAACUCCGCCGCGCAGCAGAAGACACCGGCGGCCAUCUUGGCGGCGCAGGUGCGGCACGGGCCCCCCGGCCCCCCUGGUACCACCGGCCCCCCUGGGGAGACGGGGCCCCCAGGACCUCAAGGGUAUCGAGGCCAGAAGGGGGAGAGAGGUCAGCUGGGUCUGGGGAUACCAGGAGCUCCUGGACCCACCGGACCUCCAGGUCCACCAGGGGGCUCCACUCAGGGACCGCCCGGCCUCCCUGGAGCCCAGGGGAGGUGUGACCCCAGCGACUGUCUCCACCCCUCCCCCCACUCCCUGAGGAAUGGAUAACCCUUCUCCCCUACCUCACCCCGCCUCAUCCAGCCAGG